CAUGAGAUGCGGCUUCGCCAUAGUGGGAAUCGAAAAUUCGCUGUCAGGUCGGCCUGUGAUGAAUUGAAUAGGGAAGAAGAAGGAGGAGGAGGAGAAUCCAAUCCGGUUUGAGCAGGUUUUUGUUUCGGACGAGCGUUAACGUCUUCCUAUACUGUGCUCAAACCUACUGUGUGAAUCUUUAACCGAGCUCAACACACAGUGUCGACUGUUUUUCAGCGUUAAAUCCGUGCAUCUUGCAUUUUAAACCGCUUUGAUUUUUGCGCGUUGUACAAAGCCACAGCCAUGCCUAAAAGGAGCAAAGCGAACAAUGAUGCUGAAGUCACUGAGCCUAAAAGAAGGUCGGAGAGGUUGGUAAACAAACCUGCACCCCCAAAGGCAGAGCCUAAGCCAAAGCAGAAGGCGGCUGCCAAACCUAAGAAAACAAAGGAACCCAAGGAGCCCAAGGAGGAUGAGAAGAAAGAGGAGGUGCCCGCAGAAAACGGAGAAACAAAAGCUGACGAAGAGGCAUCGGCAACGGAAGACGCCGACAAGGGAGAAGACGGGGAAUAACUUUGCUGAGUUCUCAUCUUUUACCAGCACUCCCUGUACCUCUUUUCUUGUACAAUUCAGGGGAAUAUUUUUAUCUACUAUUUUCUAAAGGCAGGUUUUUUAGUAGUUUGAUUGUAGAGACACAUUUUUUAUGGAAGAAAAGAAACAUUUUGAAAGUGAUCUCAUCAUAUCCAGCAUUUUUACAUUGGGCAGAAAAAACUACCGUCAUCGUAAAUGUCGACAGGCGUUUUUUUCCCCCUCUCUGCUCUCACUUUCAAAGUGUGAGGUAGAGGGGAAGGUUGUGGGCAUGUCGUUUACACAGACAGCUGGACAUCUUACCGAGCUUGUCCGAAUGACUAACAUUCCAUUGGCUCUAUGAGGGAUUUUUUUUUGUUUGUUUGUUUUGUGUUUUUUUUUUUUUGUGUGUGUGUGUGUGUAACCUGUAAUGUGUGUUUGGGGAGGGAGGGGUGGGCAAAUAACUCAUUGUUUAUUGUUUAUAAGGCGAAAGAUUACUUGUAGAACGUUUGUAAGCUGUGUUCCAUAUGUUAACUGCAGUUCUCCAUAAUCAUUUCUGCUAAAUAAACAUAUUCUCUAGUACUGGAGUUCAUGUCAGGCCUGUGCUUCGUGUGUAUUGAUUUUGUCUCUUCUGUGAUAGUACCGCAACAAAUUUGUAAAACUGCUGUGAAAAAGAUUUUUGGGGCUUUAAGUCCAGUUUGUGUUAUGGUACCGAUGGCAGACGUGGGAUGAAUAUCUCUGCAAAGCCAGCGAUUCUUUAAUAUCCAAACGCAUUAUUCAAAUGGAAAAUUCGAGACAAACGAGUCAUUACGUGUAAAAUCUCUUUAGUUGUAAAGCGUUCUGACCAGCAGUAGCAUUAUUUUUGUGGGACUUAGAUAUCAAGUAUAAAUGUACAGUUUCUUUUGAUCAUUGUUUAUAGAUGUAUCUCUGUGUGUUAUGGUUCGAUAAAACAAGCCAAUAAAAAAUCAGUUGUGAUA
Molecule: messenger RNA, 1520 nt
Organism: Onychostoma macrolepis
Lineage: Eukaryota; Metazoa; Chordata; Actinopteri; Cypriniformes; Cyprinidae
Gene: hmgn1b
Product: high mobility group nucleosome binding domain 1b
Exons: 6
Coding region: 283-549 (88 amino acids)
Cellular component (GO): chromatin; nucleus
Molecular function (GO): nucleosomal DNA binding
Source: RefSeq, a predicted model, not a curated record